UAAAAUUAUGGUGCUCUCUCCAUUGGUUCGUCAGUGAAUGUUAUUAUUUGUAAUGGCUGUCAUUACCAUACUAUUUUUCUUAUGGUUUUUUCAUUGUUGUGAUUUAUAUCAUUGUUGUGAUUUAUAUUGUAAAGAUGAUUCAGAUUCUUACCACUCUCAGCUUGAAAUCUCACCUUACCCACCUACAAACACACAAGUAGAACACAUUAUUUUUAACACUUGUGCACAGCUACAUAUAUACGUGUAUCUCUCAUGGAAAGUACUUGACAGGCAGAAAGCUAAGAGCCAUCUUUCUACUGACAGUAAGACCUGGUGCCUCUUGCAUGUCCAGAUGAUCUUCAUUCCCAUCAGGGCAUAUUCUUCGACCAGAUCCAGACGGCAAGAACUCAAAAUGUAGCCCUUUGAGGUCGAUGGAGCUAUUUUCAAAUCUCUCAGGUAGGAUUUUAUCCGGCUCCUUCCAACUGCCCAAGCAUUGACUAGGAUCAGUGUUCUGGGAUAAAUGUUGUGGCCGCUGAUGUUAAAUUGUGAAGUAGACUCUCUGGCACUCCACUUUAGAGGAAAUUCUACAAAAUAAAAAAAAAAUAAAGAAAAAUUGUUUUCAUGAUAUAAGCAAGGAGGAAUGAAAUUGAGUAAUUGACAUAUAUCUAACAUGUUUUGGUUUAUAUUUUAUGCAGUUCAGUACUCUCCUUCCCAGAGAGGUGGUGUGAAUACUGUAUGUUUCCUUAUAAUUUAAAUAGUUGAUUCUCAUUUCUCAAA
This is a messenger RNA of Tripterygium wilfordii, 756 nucleotides long. RefSeq lists its product as uncharacterized. The record is from RefSeq and is a predicted model, not a curated record. The coding region runs from base 38 to 397 and encodes 119 amino acids. The transcript has 2 exons. NCBI's taxonomy places the organism in Eukaryota, Viridiplantae, Streptophyta, Magnoliopsida, Celastrales, Celastraceae.